AUGUCGCUCACGAAGCUUACCAUCCACUUCUCGAGCAAGCGAUCUACUGAAAAGCCGGUGGACCCUUCGAGACACGCCUUCAAGACGACUAGCACGACACAACAUCAUGUACAGCUCCCAUUCUCGAUGGAUGCUGCGUCUCGGAUCACAUCGAAAACAUCCUCAGCCUCGUCAUCAUCUAGUAGCAGUGGAGGUCGCGCAGAGAUGCUAGACGAGGAUGACAUGGCGUGGGGAUCCCAGUCAAGAAGAAACAAGCAGGAAAGUAGCGUGUGGUUACCCUAA
Rhodofomes roseus is the source of this 282-nucleotide messenger RNA. RefSeq lists its product as uncharacterized. The transcript has 4 exons. The coding region runs from base 1 to 282 and encodes 93 amino acids. The record is from RefSeq and is a predicted model, not a curated record. NCBI's taxonomy places the organism in Eukaryota, Fungi, Basidiomycota, Agaricomycetes, Polyporales, Fomitopsidaceae.